This is a messenger RNA of Theobroma umbraticum, 2358 nucleotides long. Its product is annotated as GPI transamidase component Gpi16 subunit family protein. Gene Ontology annotation, biological process: attachment of GPI anchor to protein. Gene Ontology annotation, cellular component: GPI-anchor transamidase complex. The record is from RefSeq and is a predicted model, not a curated record. NCBI's taxonomy places the organism in Eukaryota, Viridiplantae, Streptophyta, Magnoliopsida, Malvales, Malvaceae.
ACUGAGAAAUCUUCUUGUUUAGAAAAGAGAAUUUGUUUUUGGUUUGUACGUGUUGCUUUUGUUUGAAUGGAGUCGGAGAAGUUAGCUUAGCUAAGUCGAGUCGGUUUCUUUGGUUUCUGAAUCUAUUGGUAGUUUAGAAAGGAGGUGCCAAAAAGUAAGACUUCAAAUCUUUCCCUUUCUCCUGAUACAUUUAUUAGCAAAAUCUUGAACCAUUGUGUACUGCAAGGAGGGAUUUAGUUUGCUUGCUUUUGGUCUGCUUUUGCCUGGAUGUUGAAAUUGAUAUUUAAGGAGCAGAUUGUGGAAGGACUAUGUAGUUGUCAACUCAGGCUGAGUCAAUUUAAGUAGUUAGUAGACUGCAUCAUGUUGCCAGACUAACGGGAUUUAAAAAAUUUCGAUUUGUUACCUUGUGUUUCAGUCUCAGAAUGAAAAUUUGAUGCGGUUUAUUCUGAGGUUAAAUGUUAUCAUGAUCUCUGCAGCACUCAGCUUGGCCUGAGUCAAUUAAGGUUCAGAAAUUUCGAGUUAAGGAAAUGGAGCUGUCUUUCACACAAGGUCGCUGGAACUAUGAAAGAUGGGGUGGAUUUGAUCCCAUAGCAAGCAGCAAUGCAAAGCCCCCUGGAGUUGAGUUAUGGGCUGUCUUUGAUGUCCCACAACAUCAGGUUGAUGCUUCCUGGAAGAAUUUAACGCACACUCUCUCAGGUCUUUUCUGUGCCUCAAUCAACUUCCUAGAGUCUACUUCAACUUAUUCUGCCCCAGAAUGGAGUUUUCCACCCGCUUCAGGCAAUCUGAGGUAUGGUACAUUGCCCCGUGAAGCUGUUUGCACUGAGAAUCUAACUCCAUGGCUGAAGUUGCUUCCUUGUCGGGAUAAAGCUGGGCUUGCUGUGUUACUGGAUAGACCAUCUAUUUACAGAGGUUUUUAUCAUUCUCAGAGAUUGCAUUUGACCUCAACUGCAUCUGGUUCAAAGGGGACUGAUUCAGGCAUCAUAUUAAAACAGGCACUUACAGUUGUUCUUCAGCCUAUCCAGCCUAACGGUCGAAGGGCCAGUAUGGACCAUGCUGGUGAAAAGCGUAUUCAACCAAGCUGGUCUCUUAGUUCAAUUUUUGGGAAACAAGUUCGUGGAAGAUGUGUUCUUGCGAAGUCUAGUAAUGUGUAUCUUCAACUUGACAGAGGCUUAGUUGCUGAACUGAAGCAUAUCCAUAAAGAAAAUGAGAAGUCUGUGGCAAAUGGUUUAACCUCUGAGAAUUUUUGGACUUAUCCCAGCUUUGAGUUGUCUGCUAGCCCGGACAGGAUAGUUAUAGAAGAAAAUAGCUUCCAUGGCAAGAGCUCAUCCAUUUUGUACAAUUUCCAAGUUGAGAAAUACACUGAAUCUGAGCCAUUAGAUCUUGGCCUUACUUGGAAGAUUCCUGUAGUUUGGUCGUGUCAAUCAGCACCGUUACAUUCUAGUAGGUUCUUGAUGGGAAGCGGGAAUGAGAGGGGUGCCAUUGCUAUUUCCUUGAAAUCUACACAAUUGUGGGAGGGCUUCAUGGGUGCUUUUGACAAUAAUGAAAGGUGUGAAUUGCAAGUUGAUGUUUUUCAAGUUGUGCCUUGGUAUGUUAAGGUCUAUUUCCAUUCUCUGCAAGUGUUCAUUGAUCAACAACCUAAGGCUGUUUCAGAUGUUAUUGAGAAGAUACAUGUUUCACCUUCCAAAGACAAAGUUUCACCUGGCAUGAUGGAAAUGGUUCUGAGACUUCCUUGCAGAGUAAAAUCAGCUGCUUUAACCAUAGAGUUUGAUAAGGGUUUUUUACAUAUUGAUGAAUACCCCCCUGAUGCUAAUCAAGGAUUCGACAUACCAUCAGCUAUUAUAAGCUUUCCCAACUUCCAUGCAAGCAUGUUUUUUCUUGAAGAUGGCUCUUUAAACAAGUCACCCUUGUUGUCAAAGUUUCAGGAAAAGAGUCCUGUAAUGUCUUACACAGAAGUAUUAUUGGUACCUUUGACAACUCCUGAUUUCAGCAUGCCUUAUAAUGUUAUCACAAUCACGUGCACGGUGUUUGCAUUGUAUUUCGGAUCAUUGCUCAAUGUACUACGAAGGCGUGUUGCUGAGGAGGAGAGAUUUCUUAAAGACAAAGCCACCAAGAAAACUGGUCAGCUACCUCUGCUGCUAUCAAAGUUGUCUGCCAAGCUUAGAGGUAGACCAUGGGAACCUCCGCAUUCACCCCCAUCUUCAUCAUCCUUCAUUAGUUCUAAGUUAGUAUUCAAAGUCAUACUAGUAGCUGGACUGGCUGUAGGUUGGCAGUACUAUUUUUCAUGAAGUUAAAACUAUAGAAACUUUCAGUGUACAAUAUGAGCAAGAAGAAAGAAUAUGAACAUUAGAAUUAGUGAAA